Molecule: messenger RNA, 945 nt
Organism: Symphalangus syndactylus (siamang)
Lineage: Eukaryota; Metazoa; Chordata; Mammalia; Primates; Hylobatidae
Product: olfactory receptor 51F2-like
Biological process (GO): G protein-coupled receptor signaling pathway
Cellular component (GO): plasma membrane
Molecular function (GO): olfactory receptor activity; G protein-coupled receptor activity
Source: RefSeq, a predicted model, not a curated record
AUGCCAUCCUUCAACCAGAGCAUUUUCCACCCUGCAGUCUUCUUCCUUACUGGCAUCCCUGGCCUUGAAACCCCUCAGAUCUGGACCUCCAUCCCAUUCUGUUGUCUCUAUGUCAUUGCUAUCUCUGGGAAUGGCAUGAUCCUGUUUGUCAUCAUCACUGAGUCGAGCCUCCAUGAACCCAUGUAUUAUUUUCUCUCCAUGCUAUCCUUCAUGGACUUAGGUCUGUGUCUUUCUACAUUGACCACCAUGCUGGGUAUUUUCUGGUUCAAUACUCGAGAAAUCGGUUUUGAUGCCUGCAUUGGUCAAAUGUUCUUUAUCCACGGCUUCACAUUCAUGCAGUCCUCAGUACUUUUGGCAAUGGCCUUUGACCGCUUCAUAAACAUCUGUAACCCACUGAGAUAUGCCACAAUCUUAACCAAUUCACGGAUUAUUAAAGUGGUCUUUGCAAUUGUUCUUAGGGGGACAACAGCUCUAGUGCCUCUACUCCUGCUCCUUAAGCGCCUCUCCUUCUGCCAUAGUCAUGUGCUCCACCAUUCCUACUGCUUCCAUCCUGAUGUGAUGAAGCUCUCAUGCACAGACACAUGGAUCAACAGUGCAUUUGGCCUGGCCACUGUUAUCUCUACUGCUGGCUUAGACUCAGUCUUGAUCCUCCUGUCCUAUGUUCUGAUCAUCCACUCUGUGCUCUGCACUGCCUCCCCAGAGGAGCGGAAAAAGGCUUUUGGUACCUGUGUCUCUCACAUCAGUGCAGUUGCCAUCUUCUACAUCCCCAUGAUUGGUUUGUCACUAGUGCACAGAUUCGGAAAGCAUGCCCCUCCCCUUGUGCACAUGCUCAUUGCCAACUUUUAUCUGCUUAUCCCUCCUGUAAUGAAUCCCAUAAUCUACAGUGUAAAGACCAAGCAAAUUCGCAAGGCUGUGCUCAAAGUAUUUCUUUCUAAGCUCAUUUAG